Messenger RNA from Chelmon rostratus (copperband butterflyfish), 2651 nucleotides. RefSeq names its product ADP-ribosylation factor-like protein 15. The coding region runs from base 322 to 900 and encodes 192 amino acids. Gene Ontology annotation, molecular function: GTP binding; GTPase activity. The record is from RefSeq and is a predicted model, not a curated record. NCBI's taxonomy places the organism in Eukaryota, Metazoa, Chordata, Actinopteri, Chaetodontiformes, Chaetodontidae. The transcript has 5 exons.
AUUGUGUGAUAAAAACUGGAAGUCAGCCGGUGGACGAGGGGCUCUUUAUUCACAAAAAGCACACGAAUCCAGCGGCCCUCGUCGUUGUACACAAACUCGUCCUGCUCGCGUCCCGAAACUGGUCUUGUUAGUGAAGAAGACGGCGAGAAAAAUCCUGCUUUUAAACCCACCAAAGAUUGGUUUUUAUUUAGCUGUGGCUGUCGAAAGGCGGGGAAUACAAAGCGACGUGUGGUCAAAUCCAUUACAUUUUGGACUCACUGAAGCAAAAACGGGAUCACUACAAAGCCAGUUCGUGCUGCUGUGGCUGGUCAGCGAUAGUACAUGGAUUAUCUGUGUUUCCGGGCACUGUGCUGUAAAGGACCCCCACCGCCAAGACCAGAGUAUGAUGUGGUGUGCAUUGGCCUGACAGGUGCUGGAAAGACCAGCCUGCUCUCACGCCUCUGCAGUGAGGGCAGCGACGGCAUCGUACCUACAACAGGUUUCAGCAUCAAAGCAGUGCCAUUUCCAAAUGCCAUCUUGAAUGUAAAAGAACUUGGAGGAGCCGACAACAUCAAGAAAUAUUGGAGUCGUUACUACCAGGGCUCACAGGGCGUAGUCUUCGUAUUGGACAGCGCUUCAUCAGAUGAGGACCUUGAGGCGGCACGUAACGAGCUCCACUCAGCCCUCCAGCACCCGCAGCUCUGCACACUGCCUUUCCUCAUCCUUGCCAACCACCAGGACAAGCCUGCUGCAAGGACGCCAAACCAGGUCAAGAAGUACUUUGAGCUGGAGCCGCUGGCCAGAGGGAAGCGCUGGAUCCUGGAGGGCAGCUCCACCGACAACAUGGAGGCGGUGAAGGAGAUCUUCGGUCAGUUCAUUAGUCUGUUGGAGGACAAAGACACAGAGCCUGCAAGGAUAUGAUGCUAACACUGCUAAUGCUAAGAGACAUUAGCGGCUAACGACACAGAAAACACCACAUCCUGCUGGUGCCCACGCACACACUCAUGCACAGACACAACAUGCACACACGAGAAAACACAGCAGAUGUUGGCCUCGCCCUUCGAGAAGUGUAUUGUAUGUUACCCUCCUUCACUGCGCUCUCAUUUUUCAAAUUGGAAGAGUGUGCACAAGCAACAGUCAGCCACUACAACCUGACAGAGGAGAGCUGCCAUUAAACCCACCCAGCAUAAAGCAGUUUGUCAAGAAAAAUCGGCGACCUUUGCCAGAAAUGGAAACCUUGUUUACUACUGUCUGUGCCAUUGUGAUUAAACCAGUGGCAAUUGGGACAUAUGGCAGUCCUUCAGUCAUCAUUGGACACUAACACACACACUUUCUCACUCUUACACACACACAUACACCCACACAAACACAAAGUGGAGCCCAGGUUGUCUGUAGAUAUGUUUAACAUCUCCAGUAAUUACUUUCCAGGAUGUGUGGGUGGGCACUGUUGAUGUUCUUUCCACUGAGAAGUACUGUAUGGCUGUCAAGUGUGCUUCCCCCUUUGACUCGGUAACAACGAACGUUGUUGUGUGAUCGGAGUGCAUAGUCCAAAGCCUCGUGUUAUGUACGGUAGUUACAUAUCGGUGUGUCGCACCAUGUCUGAAUAUCUAAUCUGAAUAGUGUAGUCCGAGUAUCUCCAUGGAGUAUUAUGUACAUGCAAACAAGCAUAUUGCCGAGUACCCUCCUGUGCAGCCAUACGCAAGUACUACUUAUCAUGUGACUAAGUGCUACGUGACUUUAUGGAGACGUGUGUCCGUUUGGAGGAAGUGGGAUCAAGUCUGAAUGCUUUUAUAAAUGUGCAACUUAGGAUAUAUUUUCUAGCUCUGUAUGUUAACCUCGUAGAGCUACGUUCAGAUUUUUUAUAUAUCAUACCACACUUACGAAUUCUUUCAAAUCAAAGACCAAAAAAGAAAAAAAAACAACAACCGCGGUGAUUGACCAGGCUGGAUGGAUGCAGCCACAAGGUAGAGAAAUGUGACAGAUUUAGUUUCAUUUCAGUGUGAAGUAAAUGUCUUUGUUUUUCUACAUUUCUACUGUAUUUCUUUUUAUUUCUUCCUUCUUGAAAUUGAAAUAAUCCCUCUCAACACUGGCGACUCCAGUCUCCCAUCAGGGUGGAAUACAAACUCUAUCAAUCAGCCACCGCAACAGCUGCAUCUGACAAGUCCCUGUCCGACACCCUAAUGCCUUCCAACUGUCUGCGAAGACCCCUCCCUGUCUGCUGUUUAUCGCGGACCCCCGCCCCACCUCAUCCCAACCCCAACGCUGCCCCUCCACUCCAGCUCCGCUCCCUGUCCCCAUUACCGCUCGGCGGGGCUUUCAUCCCCACGUGGCAGCUCUCAGCCCGGCUGCCCUCGUGUGGACUCCACACCUUGAAAAUCAGUGGCGUUGAUUGUGCCACAGGUGUGCGGUGGUCUCAUGACGUGCCUCAGUAAUGGACAGUGUUCACACCUCCUCCCCGUCUGCUUUGUAUUUUUGUUGUCUUGCUCAGUAUUUUGUCAAGUUUCUAGAGAUUUGAUCACUUUUUGUACCUGACAUGAGAUCUGCCAGGUAUUUUUCUUUUUUCUUUUUUUUUUUUUUUUUACAAUGGAUGAAUCGGUGCAUUCAGUCGCUUGAAUGCAAAAUAAAUCUGUCAGCUGGGGAUUAUACUGAUGUUGGACUUUGCAUAUCAUCUG